CAAUCCACUUUCUUCCCUUCGAAUUUCGCGGCCACCUGUGUGCUCUUCACCGAUCCACCCCCUUAUUCCACUUUAAUUUGCACUCAAUCGCUGCUGUCAACAUGGCUCCCGCGGCUCUCGAACAAGAAAACCACAUUCGCGAUGCGGAGUUCAACCGUGCCCUGCACGGCCAGUCCGCUGAGGCCAAGGGCGGUUUCGCCGCCAUGCGUGGCAAGGACGCCGCUGCCCAGAAGGCCGCCAUUGACGAAUACUUCAAGCACUGGGACAACAAGAGCUCCGAGCAGGAGACCGAUGAGAUCCGUGCGGCCCGUCGUGCGGAGUAUGCUACCUUGACCAGACACUACUACAACAUCGCCACCGACUUCUACGAGAACGCAUGGGGUACCUCCUUCCACUUCUGCCGCUUCGCCCCCGGCGAGCCCUUCCACCAGGCCAUCGCGCGCCACGAGCACUACCUGGCCCACCAGAUCGGUAUCAAGAACGGCAUGCGCGUGCUGGACGUGGGUUGCGGUGUCGGUGGUCCGGCCCGUGAGAUUGUCAAGUUCUCCGACGCCAACGUCGUCGGUCUGAACAACAACGACUACCAGAUCCAGCGCGCCACGCUGUACGCUGAGAAGGAAGGCCUGAGCGACAAGCUCAGCUUCGUCAAGGGCGACUUCAUGCAGAUGCAGUUCCCGGACAACAGCUUCGACGCCGUCUACGCCAUUGAGGCCACCUGCCACGCCCCCGAGCUGCAGGGCGUGUACAGCGAGAUCUUCCGCGUGCUGAAGCCCGGCGGUGUCUUCGGUGUCUACGAGUGGCUGAUGACUGACGACUACGACAACGAGAACCCCGAGCACCGCAGGCUCCGUCUCGGCAUCGAGCAGGGCGACGGUAUCUCCAACAUGGUCAACGUCUCCGAGGGUCUCGCGGCCAUGCGCGGCGCCGGCUUCGAGCUCCUCCACAACGAGGACCUGGCUCAGCGCCCCGACAGCAUCCCCUGGUACUACCCCAUCGCCGGCUCCUUCAAGCACAUGGCCUCCGUCUGGGACUUCUUCACCAUCGCCCGCAUGACCUGGUGGGGCCGUGGUCUCGCCCACCGCUUCGUCGGCGCCAUGGAGAAGAUCGGUUUCUUCCCCCAGGGCUCCCAGAAGACCGCCGACAGUCUGGCUCUCGCCGCUGACUGUCUCGUCGCCGGUGCCGAGAAGAAUCUCUUCACCCCCAUGUACCUCAUGGUCGGUCGCAAGCCCGAGUAAAUUCUCUUGCUUCUGAUUUCCCUCUCUCUCCCUUAUGUGAUACGUCUGUACAAAUCACCUUCUGUGACAGCAUCCGGUUUCAUAGAUGUGCCGGCG
Molecule: messenger RNA, 1331 nt
Organism: Aspergillus heteromorphus CBS 117.55
Lineage: Eukaryota; Fungi; Ascomycota; Eurotiomycetes; Eurotiales; Aspergillaceae
Gene: erg6
Product: sterol 24-C-methyltransferase
Exons: 3
Coding region: 102-1235 (377 amino acids)
Biological process (GO): ergosterol biosynthetic process
Cellular component (GO): endoplasmic reticulum
Molecular function (GO): sterol 24-C-methyltransferase activity
Source: RefSeq, a predicted model, not a curated record